AUGCAAGAGACUUCACCAUCCAAUGAAGAGGUGCUCACUCCAAAACCAAUAUCACCAAGUCAACUACCUCAUGACAAUGCACAAUCAUCAGAUGAUAAAUCAAAUCCAAGUUUAUUAGAUUCACCAAAUGAAAUUGAAAAUAAUAGUAUAAUAUUUGGUUCUUCAAAUAGUAGUGAAACUUCAAUUCCUAUGUAUCAUCCACCAAAAUCACCAAGAUUAGAAAGUGGUGGACGUGGAUUUUUCACAAAUGAUAAUGAUUUUGUUGUAUAUUCUGAUUCAGAUGAAGUUGCAUCACAAAGUUCAUUAGAUUUACAUAAUGAAGAUACUCCAAUAAAACGUGAUUUAGGUUAUAGAUUAAGAAAAUUAGCUAAAACAAAUCAAAGUUCAGAUGAAGAAGAUGAAUUUGAUGAAGAUGAAAUAAAUAUUUCAAAUCUUAUGUCAAAUAGAGGUACACCAAUUGAUAUAACUCCUAAUAAUUCAAAUAAAUUUUCAAAUUUAAAACCUACAUUUAUGGAAACUCCAAAACGAUCAAAGUCAAACUCAACAUCAUCAAGAUCUUCUUCACCAAGAAGAAGACGAAGAAGAAGUAGUUCACCAGAUUCUGUUGAUCAAUCACCAGGCAACGCCACAUCAAAAUCAAAAACAAAAUUACGUAGAAAAUCAAAAGAACCAAGUGAAAAAUCUCAUAAAUCUUAUGAAAAAUUGGGAACUGGUUAUACAUCAAUGCCAGUAUCUGGUAAAGUAUUUAGAAAUUUAUUAAUAUUAGAAGAAAGUAUGAGGGAACAAGUUAUACAACAAAGAGCAAUGAGAAGAAAAUAUUUAAUAUUUUUAACCAUAUUAUGUUCAAUUAUUGGUGCACUAACUCAUCAUUUAUUUAUACUUGAUAUUUCAGUUUCAUCAACUGGAACAAAAAGAAUUAUUUUACAAUUUUUUUUAAUAUCAACUAUAAUUACAUUAUUAUUAUAUCAUCUAUCAGGAGAAUAUCAAAAAACAAUUGUUUUACCAAGAAAAUUUUUAUCAUCAACAAAUAAAGGAUUAAGACAAUUAAACGUAAGAUUAGUUAAAAUUAAAACUCCUUUAAUUGAUAAAGUUACAGAUUUAAUAAGAGAAAUUUCUUUAACAAUAGUUACAUUUACAUUAUUAAUAUUUCAUAAAUUUUCAUCAUCAUCAAUACAAAAUAAAGAUUCUAAAAUUGAAGUAUUUUUAGUUACUUGUCAAUCACAGUGUCAACCAAGAAUUGGUGUAACUGAUGUUAAAUUAUUAUUAAAUGCAAGAGUUUUUAAUAUUGAUAUAAGAGAAGGUUGGGAAACUUAUAGAAGUGAAUUUUGGAUAAAUGAAGGAGUUAGAAGAAGAAAUAAUAUGUUGGCUUUUAUUAAUGGUAAUAAAGUUAUAAAGAGAAGAAAAAGAAAAUCAAUAGAUUUUAAGUAG
This is a messenger RNA of Lodderomyces pseudojiufengensis, 1428 nucleotides long. RefSeq names its product Nem1-Spo7 phosphatase regulatory subunit (gene SPO7). Gene Ontology annotation, molecular function: protein phosphatase regulator activity; phosphoprotein phosphatase activity. The record is from RefSeq and is a predicted model, not a curated record. The transcript has a single exon. Gene Ontology annotation, biological process: nuclear envelope organization. Bases 1 to 1428 code for a protein of 475 amino acids. Gene Ontology annotation, cellular component: Nem1-Spo7 phosphatase complex. Lineage: Eukaryota; Fungi; Ascomycota; Pichiomycetes; Serinales; Debaryomycetaceae.